Messenger RNA from Ostrinia nubilalis (European corn borer), 790 nucleotides. RefSeq names its product IQ and AAA domain-containing protein 1-like. The record is from RefSeq and is a predicted model, not a curated record. The transcript is spliced from 6 exons. NCBI's taxonomy places the organism in Eukaryota, Metazoa, Arthropoda, Insecta, Lepidoptera, Crambidae. Bases 72 to 779 code for a protein of 235 amino acids.
CUAUAUUGUUUGAGCUGGACCUUUCAAAUAUCCACAGCUUAUCGCUAACAUCGGCUGAGUUGGGACGACUGAUGAGUUCAAUUAUAACAUGCACAAGAGUUUCGCAGCCGUCUAUCAUUUACAUUAAGCACAUUCAUCGGUUGUUCUAUAGAAAAGUACCACAAGAAGAUUCUAAUAUGAAAUUAGACGUGAUGAAGCGUUUGAUAACUAAGAAACUGUUGAAGAGGAUUAAUAAAAGUGACAAAAUAACAGUCGUGGCCAGCUGUGUGGAUCCGUGGCUCACGAAGAGUGGCCCUCUUCUGAAGCUGUUCCCGGUGGCUGUCUUGAUCCCGGACACUUCGUACUCUGCUGUCUUCAGACUCCUGCAGCGUUGGAUGAAUGACAACCAAUCAGUUCCUCGAGACCUGGAUAUCCAUAGCCUAGCCUACGUUUUGCGAGGGUACAGCUAUGGACAACUUAAAGAGGGUCUAGAGAGCUUCUUGACUCCCGAACGAAUAAUCAAAAUUGCCGCUCGUGGACUUCUCCCUAUGGAGAUUUACAAUUUCUUUUUAGAAGACGAAACUAAAAUUAAAGUUGACUACGAAAAGUAUCUGAAAUGGUAUUCGGAGAAAACGCAAUGGGGCAAGAAAGAGACGAAGCACAUAGCAGAACAACGCGAGUUCAGACUGGCGGCGGAUAUGUAUGCGCAGAGAGCAGAGAAGAAAAAGAAGGAGGCAAAUGUCAGAGCCAAAGACGAAGAAACCCUGGAAGAAACGGAUGAAUCUGAUGAUGAUGAGUAAAGACGAGAGAU